Molecule: messenger RNA, 4612 nt
Organism: Salmo salar (Atlantic salmon)
Lineage: Eukaryota; Metazoa; Chordata; Actinopteri; Salmoniformes; Salmonidae
Product: rho GTPase-activating protein 18
Biological process (GO): negative regulation of stress fiber assembly; regulation of actin filament polymerization; signal transduction
Cellular component (GO): cytoplasm
Molecular function (GO): GTPase activator activity
Source: RefSeq, a predicted model, not a curated record
CACCGCGAGCAGGCACGACAUUAGCAGCGGUCGAUUGCUUCAUUCAUUUACUGACAAGAGUAGCGCAGCGUGUGCCAAUGCAAAGUAGGCAACACUCAACCCCGCUAGGCGCUUACUUUGGUAUGAUAUUUCGGCGGUGAGCGAUGGAAAUGAAAGACUCAUGCAGUGUAAUUUUAACAGCAUACCAUUCAUAUGCACCGUCCAGGAUACAUUUGGUGGAUGAGGGCUAUGCGCCUCCAAGACACUCUCCUUGCAGGAAGGUGCAGUACCAGGGGAUAGGCCUACUAGGCAGGAUGAGUUCCACGGGGACCAGGCCCUCUUCCCCCCCCAGCCCACCGGAGCGGCCGGCGUCGCGGGACUCUCAGGACUCCCAGGACUCCAUGGAGGACUACUGGAGCGAAGUGAAGAACAUCGAGGAAGAUGGCCAGCGGGGCCAUGAGGACUUGCUGGAGAGGGGCAGUAUGGACGAGGCGGAGCUUGAGGAGGCGUGGCUGCAGGAUGCGGGUCUGUCCACGCUGGUGUCGGGGGCGUUGGGGGAGGGGCCUGCGGAGGCGCUGCUCUCCACGCUGACGCGCUCGCAGGCAGCCAUGGUGAAGAAGCGUGUGGAUAAUUACACCCUCACCGUGAGGAAGAGGAGCAAGCAGCCGACCAGACACGUCCGAGACGUCUUCUCCACGCCAGACACAUCGCCAGUUGAUCCCAUACCCCCUGUCCCCCCCAAGUCACCCAAUGGAGACGUGCCUUCCAGAUGCGUCCACCGGACAUCUUCUAGAGUGCGGCCUGCGUGUCCCAGCUUCUCCCAGAGCACAGAGAGACGGGUUUCAGAGUGCCCACCCUGCCCACCACCUCAGGACACCUCUGACUCCCUGUCUUUCGAGGUGCCCUACUCCGAGGGCAUCACUGCCCACCGCAGGGGCCGCCAGGGGGACUGCAAGGACUGCCAACGCAUCCGCAGAGAUGACCAUGACCUGCCAAUGUUUCAGCUGCCCAGGCCUAAACUGGGCCUCACCCGCAUCCAGGACCUGUCUUGUGAGGACAUGAAGAAGAUCGGCUACAUCUCUUUGAUUGAACUGACCACCUUCUACGACGGCCUGGGCAUCGAGCUCAAACGCAACCGAGCGGCACGUAGCAAGGCCAGAGAAAGUGGUAUAUUUGGAGUUCCCCUGACCACUCUACUUGAGAAUGACCAGAAGAAGUUCCCUGGGUCCAAGGUUCCUCUUGUGUUCAGAAAGCUCUUGUCCAAGCUGGAGCAGACAGGACUACAGACUGAGGGGAUUCUCAGAGUACCAGGGUCUGCCUCCAGAGUAAAGCAUCUGCGCCAGGAGCUGGAGCAGAAGCUCUAUGAGGAUCGGUUUGACUGGGAGCAGGUGAGGCACAAUGACGCAGCGGGCCUCCUGAAGAUGUUCAUCAGAGAGCUGCCUUAUCCUUUGCUCACGCUCCAGCACGCUCCUGCCUUCGCCGCCGCACAGAAUAUCUCCUCUCCCAGACAGCAGAUCCAGGCCCUGCACCUCCUCAUCAUGCUGCUCCCUGAGCCCAACAGAGACACACUCAAGGCCCUGCUGGAGUUCCUGAGGAAGGUGGUUGCCUAUGAGGAGAAGAACAGGAUGGGUCUGUGGAACGUGUCCAUGAUCGUGGCUCCCAACCUCUUCACCUACCGGGGCAAGAACGCCAAACAGGAGGAGAUGCAGGGCGCAGCAGGGGCAGCCCACCUCGUACGGCUACUCAUCACACACCAGGAUCUGCUCUGGACCGUGCCCUGCUUUCUCAUCUCCCACGUGAGGAAGUUAAACGAGGCUGGUGCCAGCAAGAAGCCGCCCAGCUCAGAGAAGACCAAGAGGAAGCUGCUGCUGAUGAGGAGGAAGACCACUGAACGAGAGAAGACUGAGAGAAGCGAGCUCACUGACCUCCGACAAGGGGUCAUCAGGGUUCACGCCCCACAACACGCCAAGAUCUCCAUGGCGAUCCAGCUUGACAACGAGACCAAGGCCAAAGACGUUAUGGCGCGCUUCGACUACGAGAACGGUCGUGGCACCAGAAGCACUAGCCGGAGGCCACGUCAGUAUUUGUUUGAGGUCGGAGGAAACAUAGGUGAACGCAGCUUGGACCCUGAGACUCACCUUCUAGACGUGUACCACGUGAAUCCCCACUGCGAAUGGGUCUUAAAACCCACAACCACAUGAGAACUGUGGAAUCACUCACUCAACACAGAGCACAAGCAGACUGAACCACUGCUCUCUUGAGGUCGUCCUGGUGAACUGACCAUGCAUGGAGGCCUGGUUGAAUUGAGGUUUCAUCCCCAACUACAGACCACUAAAAAGAGAGACAGCACUUAAAAGGAAUUAUGGAGAGGUGCAUUCUCCUGCUGAAGGAAAGAAGUUCCUGUUUUGUGGGAUUAAACCUUUUUAACAAAUGACUAAAAAAAGGACGGAACCACUGUACUCUGAAAAUCUGGGUUCUGUAUGGAAGUAUUUGGAGGAGGGACAGCUUUGUGAACACGUGCCACACACGUGACCAACAACAUACCAUUUCUGGAUAUUCGAAUUGUUUGAUGCCAAAUAUGUGCGCAGCAUGGUUCACCCACUACAUAAGGGACUUGCAUUACUAAUGACCUGAACUGCAUGCCUGGAGAGUGUUUACAAUACAUCCUCUAAUGAAGAAGAGGAGAAAAGGACAUUAAAGAAGGAGCUUCAUAGCAGUUUGCCUGACAUGCUUCCAAACUGAUCUUACUACGUUUCACUUCAAGCCACAGUGUUCAGUCUGUUUUAACCAGGCUAGUGUUAGCCUGCUUACAGUGUUUGAACUUGUGAAUGAUGUUUACUUUCAGGGCAUGUAUGUACAGUAUGUAUGUAUUAGCCCAACCAACCUCUCCACUUUGUUCUGGGUCGUUCCACCAACUUUGUGCCUUUUGAGAAGUGUAACUUAGUCAAAAAUAUUGAUUUCACCUCAUUUUAACAUUGUCAUAAAGAGCACAUGUUAAACUUUAUAAAAAAACUGUUUUCCCAUCAAGGUAAAAUUACAAAUAAAUAAAUAUGUUCCUAUUAAGUGCCAAAUAAAGUAACAUGGCUGACUGUAACAGGGUUGAUGAUUUAAUCUUAAAACAGCCAUAAAUCCCCUUGUGACUGGGGGAAUAGAAGUGUGUUUGUGAGAAAUUUGAAAGUAAGCUUCAAAGUGUUUUUUAAUUGUUAAAACAAUUACGUUAUGUUCGACCCCCACUCACUUUUCCACCACAAAACACCAGAACAUAGUCAAAUAAGAGUAGAACCAGCUCACCUGCUUUUACACUAUGGGUUUGACUAGUAAAUGUUCAAUGUUUAUUUUGAAAAACACAUUUAAAAAGGAAUAGUUUGGCCACGUUAAACGAGUUCAGUUCACGUAACAAGGUUAAAUCAAUCACUCAUCACAUUAAAUACAUCUUCAGAAAUGACUUUGUCAGAGAAAUAAAAUAACUAGGGCUUUACAAUGAUGGUGAAAACUUGGGAGACAUUUUGCGAUUUUAAGGGGUUUAUAGUCUUUCUAGAGGUCUGAGUGCACAGAGGGACAAGUCAAAAUGCAGAAUUCUGACACUAUUCAAAUAUUUAUUGGAUUCUCCAUGUGGUCUAUAUUAAAGGGCACUUAAUUUAAUAUAAGAGGCUUUUAAAGUGCCUUAUUGGUGCACGAGUUCUACUUCGCAUAUUAAAGACACUCUUGGUGGAACGACCAGCGGUGUUAGCCUAGCCUGGCUUCCAAACUAGUUUCACUUCAAACCAUAGUAAGUUCAGUGUUCAGUCUUGUCUAACCAGGCUAAUCUUAGCCUGCUUGCAGCAUUUGAACUUGUGAAUAAUGUUUACUUGCAGGUCAUGUACUGUAUGUAUUAGUCUAACCAACCUCUCUACUUCUACUAUGCUGGGGUGUUACUGUAGUUCAGUGUUUGCCUGUGCCAUGAUUGUCAGCCUUUUGUUGUUGCGUAAGUAUUCUGUUGUCCCAAAUGAACCUGUAGAAAAUGCAUGGAAAAGAUCGUAAUGUUCAACAUGACUUUGCUCAGGAUUAUUUAAUUUAUCCUUCCAACGCCAUUGUGUAAAAAAUUAUUCUGUGAAAGAUUAAUUUGUACCAUAGACUUACUACAAUAUGUGUGUAUUGUCUGUAUAUAGAAUACUGAAUUUUGCACGUUUUUAUUUUAUUUGCGUUCUUUUAUUAUUUGACCACUGCUGACAGUUUUGGCCAAGUGGCACAAUGUAUCACUGACACAGUAACAAUUGAAUAGAACGUAAAGUAAAACAUGUCCUUCUCACCUCAGAAUCAUAUGUUGCCUGAGCUGUGCUGUUCACAAUUGUUUUUCAGUUCAGUUUCUCCUCAGAAAUAGCAUUCAAACUAUAUUCAAACAUUCUUCUGAUAGUCUGCAUAUUUUCCCAGGAGUACUGACAGUCGUGGCAUAAAACGGAUCAUAUGAAAAGGAUGAAGGCUUUGGAAGCAGCUUUGAUAGAUGUGUUAUGCACUGCUUUAAUACGUAGGUAUGUGAGCAGCUCUAUACUGGAGCCAACAGAUCAGGUAUGUCUAGACUUAAAACUACUGCACUGACAGACAAUGCAGAUGGCUUACUUAUUUUAUUAACAAAUAUACAUUUUCUAGAACAUCA